GGAAAAUAAGUUAUUAAUUCUUAUUGCACAAACAAGUGUUGAUUUUUAUUAUCAAUAUUAAAUGCUGUGAAAUACAUAGAAGCUUAAUAGUGCUAAGGUUAUAUGCCAAACGAUACACCAAUUGCGUCGCACAAUAACAUGAUAAGAACGUAAAGUACUGACUGCAUUUUCUACCGGCCUUUUGUCUAUUUUAUUGUUGCACUCGAGGAAAUCUUUUUUAACAACGUGUAACGAAUUGAUUUCAAGAAAUAUAUAUAUUUAGAAUAACUGUUGUGUUGAGUGUUUUAGUUAACGUUAUCGUUUAAAUGUGCAGUUAAAGAACAUUGCAAAAGUUACAAAACUUGAAAAUGAAAUGCGAGUUGUUGUUGUCGUUGUCGUGGCUGUUGUUGGCGGCAGCCGGCAGCGACGUUGACUCCGGUGGAUUUGGCAACGUGCGCAUACGCCGGGCCUCCAUUGACGUAGACGACAAAGCAAUUGGUGCCGCUGACCAGCAUAGCAUCAGGGAUCUGCCGGAUUGUCAGGAUCUACGCAAAUAUUGCACGCAUCAGAAGACGAGCGAUAAUCUGUCCAUGUUGGAGUGCGCCUUGAGUUUCAGUUCCAGCCAGCUGGAGGCAUUGCCCGAGCCCUGUCAACAUGCCUUGUGGCUGCAGCAGCGCCAAUUGCACCUAAAAUCUUGGGUGGAGCACACACUCCUGCCCAGCUAUUGUGCCGCCGAGCAGGGCAAGCUGCAGAGCUGCUUCAACUCGGUGGAUCUGUGGGUUUGCCUGGAGGAUCAACGCCAGCAAUUACCGCAGAGCAACAUCUGCCAGCAGCAGCUGCGCCGUGCCUAUGCUGCAAUUGGUCCGGACUAUGCCAACAUCGCUGACUUCUACACGGCUUGUGGUUCACUUGUAGAGCAACAGAAAUGCGGACGCAUGAACGUGGAGCAUUUGCCGUCGCUGCUCUCCCAACUGGGCACUGCCCAGUGCCUGAUGGCGCAUGCGAAUCCCGCAACACCCAUAGAUAUGAACUGCAAGGUGGCCGUCAAUGCCAUCGAGCUGCAACGUGGCAUGCUAGAGCUGUUCCGGGUGUGUGCCGAUGACUUGACCGCACUCUGUCCGCAGGAGCGACCUGGCACACCUAGCGGCUACAAGUGCCUGGUGCGGCACAAGAAUGAUCCAUCGCUGAGGAGCCAGUGUGCCACGCAGAUUGCGCUGCGGGAUCAGCAAAUAGGACGCGAUUAUCGUGUCUCACAUGGUCUGGCCAAGUCGUGCAAGGAUGACAUCAAGCUGCAUCACUGUCGACGCGGCGUUUCCGAGGACAAACAGGUGCGAUUGGCCCAGAUUUUGUUGUGCCUGGAGUCGGUGUCGAAAAACGGCACCAAGCUCGCUCCCGAGUGCCUUGUGGAGCUGAGCGAUCAUCGUCGCAUGCUCAUGACCGACUAUCAGCUGUCGCCGGAGCUGCUCAGCGAUUGUGCCGAUGACAUACCCAAGUUCUGUCCAGAGCAGCACAAGGCACAGCUGGUGAAUGGCUUUUCCGGGUCUGGUGGCGAGAUUAUCCACUGCCUGUUCGAACAUGUGCGCGCUCGUCGUGCCCAGCAUCGCGUUACCUCCCAAUGUCAACGUGGCUUGGAGAGGCUCAUCAAGGUGAGCGAUGCUGGUGAGGAUUGGCGCGUAGAUCCGGUUCUGCGGCGCGCCUGCAAACCAGUUGUCGAUGUAGCCUGUAAGGAUGUAGAGGGCGGCGAGGCGCGGGUCAUAAGCUGCCUUAUGGAACGCAUUGGCACGCCCGUGAUGCAGCCAGAAUGCGAGCAGGCACUGCUCAUCAUUGAGUACUUUGUGGCCCGUGACUUCAAGCUGGAUCCACAGCUGUACAAGCACUGCCGUGACGAUGCCAUCAAAUACUGUCGCGCCAAGCGGCAAUGGGAUGACGUACAGGAUGUGCAAAUGGAUCCCGAACGUGGUCCUCUAAUCCUUCCCUGUCUGCACCGCAUGGCCUACAGCGAUGAUGAGCGCCAGACGCUGCACAAGGACUGUUUCCGCGAGGUGAAACGUGUGAUGCGUCAGCGAGCCAUAUCUGUGGAUCUAAUGCCCGAAGUGGAGGACUAUUGUCUGUCCGACCUGUCACAGUACUGUGGCGAGCACACCGAGAAGGGUUCGGAAAUGGAGUGUCUGCAGAACAAGCUGGAAAAGUUGCAGCCCGAAUGCAAAUCCGUUGUCACCAAAUACACGGAGGAGGAGGCAGCUAACGUUGAAUUAAAUCCUGUUAUUAUGGCCGUUUGCUCGGAGGCAAUGCAACAGCAUUGCUCGGAUAUACUUAAAGCUGGCACGGACAAUGGCAAUAUGAUGGACUGUCUGAUAUCGCACAAAAACGAUGCUGAUUUACGCAAGGAUUUGAGAUGUCGUGCGGCCAUUGAACACUUUCAGAUAAUCUCAUUGAAGAAUUAUCAUUUCACCACCAAAUUCAAGGAGGCAUGUCGUCCGUAUGUAUCCCGUCAUUGUGCUGCCAGUGCAACCAAGAAUGAGGUCGUCGCAUGCCUCAGUGAAGUCAUGCGCAAUGAUACCAUUAAGGCACAGCGUCAUCAGAUACCCAAGGAUUGCCGGCAACAGGUUAAAUCGCAGCUGUAUCAGCAGCGUGAGAGUAUUGCCUUGGAUCCAAAGUUGGGAAAUGCCUGCAAGACUGAAUUGGAGCAAUUCUGUGCCGAUCAAAAGGGUCCCGGUCAGGUGAAUAAAAAUGAAUUGGAGUGUCUCAUACAGAACACACCUCGAUUGGGUAAGGCAUGUCAUCAUGCCAUUUUUUUGAUCAAAAAAUCCGAACUGGGCGACAGUGGCACCGAUUAUACGCUUCUCAAUACCUGCAAGGAAAUGGUCUACAAAUUCUGUCCCAAUGAAGAGUCUGUGAAGAUACUGGACUGCCUUAAGAAAUACAAAGAUGAUUCAAGUUUUGAUCAACGCUGUCAUCUGGUUGUCGUCAAUCGCAUGAUCGAACAAAACACGGACUUCCGUUUCAAUCCCUCGCUACAAAGUGCCUGUGGCAAGAACAUUGAUGGCUACUGCUCGAAUAUUGUGGCCACAGCACAACCCAACGAGGAACUCAACGGAAAGGUUGUCAAAUGCUUAAAGGACAAAUUCCGGCAAUCGAAGCUGGAUGAGAAAUGUGCUAAGGAAAUGAUCAAAAUACUGCAAGAGCAGGCCUUGAAUUACAAACUGAAUCCCGUUCUGCAGCAUUUUUGCAAAUCUGAGAUACAGGAGUUGUGCAAGAAGCACAUGGAUGGCGAUGAGCAUGGCCAGGUGGAGGAAUGUCUUAAGGCGGCAUUUCUCAAAAAGCAACUGAUCAAUCGCGAGUGCCAACUAGAGGUGGCCACUCUGAUAGCCGAGUCCAAAGCGGAUAUACAUGUUGAUCCCAUAUUGGAAACGGCAUGCACUGUUGAUUUAUUGCGUUACUGUGCCAAGGUCACCAGCGGCGAUGGACGAAAACUGAGCUGUCUGCGUACGCUAUUGAAAGAGACACCCAACUCCUUGGAGUUGGAUUGCCGCGAGAAGCUGGAGCGACGCAUUGAAAUGUUCCGCAAUGCGGAUGAUACGCUUGCCCAGCCGCCGGAAGAUAUGCAACAGCUAGUGCAACAGGUGGUUACAUCGCCGGCACGAAAGUUCUUCCUUGUGAUAUUAAUGAGCGCCACGGGCUUGGUGUUUCUGACUGGCAUCUUCCUUGGACGCGCCACCAAACGUGCAAUGGGCUUAAAGAAUAAAUAAGACAGACUGUAGUUGAUAUUCAUGUAAUAAUAGUUGAUCUGAACUAGUUGAAAAGUGUGUAGGUUGCAUGUAUGCGCUUCCCCUCGUUUAUUCAAGUUUAAUGUUUUCCAUAUUUGGAGCCCCUUUUCCCGUUUUUCCCAGCAAACAGCUAAUUAAAAAAAAGCAAUUUGUGGCUUAAUCGUUUCUAAGACCAAAAAAAAAAUAAACAAAAGUGUAAUUAAUGUCUCAGAAAACACAUAAGUAUAUAAGUAAUUUGUAUGGUUUGAUUAAUUUGUGUAUCUAAUGCUUUCUAUUGUAGAAUAAAUCGUAUUUUUAUAAAUGAAAAA
This is a messenger RNA of Drosophila innubila, 4054 nucleotides long. RefSeq names its product Golgi apparatus protein 1 (gene Glg1). Bases 348 to 3728 code for a protein of 1126 amino acids. The transcript is spliced from 6 exons. Gene Ontology annotation, molecular function: fibroblast growth factor binding. NCBI's taxonomy places the organism in Eukaryota, Metazoa, Arthropoda, Insecta, Diptera, Drosophilidae. Gene Ontology annotation, cellular component: Golgi membrane. The record is from RefSeq and is a predicted model, not a curated record.